This is a messenger RNA of Penicillium brevicompactum, 1695 nucleotides long. Its product is annotated as Major facilitator superfamily domain general substrate transporter. Gene Ontology annotation, molecular function: transmembrane transporter activity. The transcript has 5 exons. The record is from RefSeq and is a predicted model, not a curated record. Bases 1 to 1695 code for a protein of 564 amino acids. Gene Ontology annotation, biological process: transmembrane transport. Lineage: Eukaryota; Fungi; Ascomycota; Eurotiomycetes; Eurotiales; Aspergillaceae.
AUGGAGAAGAUCACUGCUUCCGAUCAGAUCAACCCCGCCGAGAUCGGGGAUGCUGAAAAGGCGGGUGUUCAAAGGACGGUUGAACAUGAUCAAGCCAGCAUUUCUGAUAAAGACUCUGCCGAGUUCCAGGGGGAGUCAGGCGUACUGUACCUUGUGUCAUUUGUAGACGCUCUCCUGGUCUCGGUACAAGGAGCCCUCAAUCCAUACAUCACUUCAGCGUUCGGAAAACAUGGUCUCCUCACUGUCGUGAGCGUGGUCUCCACCAUUCUCGGUGGCUCCUCGAGAUUGACCUUGGCAAAGAUCAUUGACAUCUGGGGUCGAGUCGAGGGAUUUCUCUUCAUGCUGUUGAUUAUGGUCGUUGGCCUUAUCAUGAAGGCAACAUGCACCAGCAUUGAGAUGUAUACGGCUGCCCACACGCUCUAUUGGGUCGGUCACAUUGGACUGGGGUAUGUGGUGGAGAUCAUGUUGGCAGACAUGACUUCUCUGAAGAACCGUAUGAUUAUGCUGGGGGUCAACGGUACUCCUGGUAUCUGCAGCACAUUUGCCGGACCCAAGAUUGCCGCGCUGUUCUAUGCAAACCUCAAUUUCCGCUGGGCGUUUGGAGCAUUCGCUAUCAUGCUUGUCGGCGUUUGUAUCCCAGUGUGUGUAGUGAUGCUGCUCAUGCAACGCAAGGCUGAAAGGGCGGGCCUUCUCACGAAAGAGAGGUCUGGAAGAUCAUGGUGGCAGUCGAUUGCCCACUACUUCAUGGAGUUUGAUGUCAUUGGAAUCAUUCUCGUCACGGCAGCAUUCGCGCUCAUCUUGAUCCCGUUCAACAUCGCCUCAUACGCACCAAAGGGAUGGGCCUCGGGCUAUAUCAUUGCAAUGGAAGUAUUGGGAGUGUUCUGCAUCCCAGCAUUCUACAUUUGGGAGCGAUACUAUUCACCAGUGCAAUUUUUGCCCUGGAAAUAUCUCAAGGAGCCGACCAUCAUCGGCUCAUGCUUGUUAUACGGCGUGAUGUUCCUGUCCACCUUCUGUUGGAACAGCUACUUCAGCUCAUAUCUGCAGGUCGUGCACCGACUGGAUAUCGUCACCGCCAACUACGUCCUCAACACGUUCUCCCUCACUUCUUUCAUUUUCAGUCCGAUAUUCGGCGUUCUGAUUCGCGUCACUGGUGAAUACAAAUGGACCGUCAUGUCCGGAAUUCCAAUCUUCCUCCUCGGCUCCGCACUCCUCAUUCCCUUCCGCGAACCUUCCACCCACGUCGGAAUCCUCACGAUGACCCAAAUUCUUGUCGGACUCGGUACAUGUCUCUUCAACGUCUGUGGAACACUGGCAGUUAUGGCGGUAGUGACGCACCAAGAGGUCGCAGUCGUGCUAGCGAUCUAUGGGCUGUUCGGUUCGAUUGGUGCGGCCGUGGGAUCGGCCAUUGCAGGUGGUAUGUGGAAUAACAUCACUCAGAGCCAGAUGUACGCAAGACUCCCAGAGGACAGCAAGCACCUUGCUGCUAGUAUCUUUGGGAAUAUCGAGGCACAGAUGAAACAUGCGGAUGGGAGUGCGGAAAGGGAUGCCAUUGUUGGAGCCUAUGGGAAUGUUCAACGGAAGAUGGUUAUCGUUGGUGUCUGCUUUGUGCCAUUGUGCGUUGCUUGCACUUGGUUCUGGAGAUCUGUCAACGUUAAAAAGCUGUACAAGGAGCAGACUGCGGGUAAUGUGUGGUAG